Messenger RNA from Poecilia reticulata (guppy), 438 nucleotides. NCBI's taxonomy places the organism in Eukaryota, Metazoa, Chordata, Actinopteri, Cyprinodontiformes, Poeciliidae. The record is from RefSeq and is a predicted model, not a curated record.
UUGACGUUUUUUUUUUCUUCCUGGAUCAGAGUCGUGGACGAGCUCUCCCCUCUUUUCAUGAAAAGAGGCAGCUGCAAGAAGUGCAGCCGGAGCCAGAGUCUGAAUUUGGGGAGUGUCGAACAGCAGCAACAACAGGGCAGGCGGCUAAUUCAAAGCUUCAGAAUGAGCAACAGGGACCAGACCACAGCAGGAGAUUGUCUCAGCAGAUCGGAUGUGCUCACCAUCACUCCUAGCUACAUAAAGUACAACAAAACCUUCCACAAACUGUUUCCAGAGAUCCCGGCGGAGGAGAGGCUGACGCACACGUUUACCUGUUCCUGGCAGAGGGAGGUCCUGUAUCACGGAAAACUCUUUGUUUCGGAGAACAACGUGUGCUUCUACUCGUCUGUGCUGCUGAAAGAGACCAAGGUAAUUCGCUUUGGUGCGUUUUUGACGUGA